Messenger RNA from Vigna umbellata (rice bean), 2796 nucleotides. The record is from RefSeq and is a predicted model, not a curated record. NCBI's taxonomy places the organism in Eukaryota, Viridiplantae, Streptophyta, Magnoliopsida, Fabales, Fabaceae.
UCUUUCUUUUUAUUAACCACAAUCACUGUGUAGCUAUGAUAUGAAACUCUUAUUCUGUAAAUUUGAAAUAUUUCCUUUUGCAAACUUGAUCUUGAUUGUAUGCUUUGUUGUUUCAUUCUCAGCAUGCGUUUUGAUUCAUAGAAAAGUGGUCCCCUUUUGUUUCUCUCCUUCCUUUUUUCGAAGGCGACCUUUUUAUGGCUUUUGUUUCUUUCCUCCAUUUUCUUUUAUAUAUCUGUCAAUGCAAAUCGAGCACUAGUUUGGUUUUAUCUUCUUCUGUGUUUCUGAAUUCUGAUUUCUGGGAUUGAUCACCUACUAGGGUAUUGCCUCUCUCUCUCUCUCUCUCUCUCUCUCUCUCUCUCUCUCUCUCUCUUACAAGUGCUCUUGUUAAAUGAUUUAAGUGAUGCAUCAACAUGACAUGAUUCUACAAUUAUUGUUUUUUAAGAUUUGAUUACUUUAUCACAAAUGCAGUCUCCGAAAUUUAUAUUUUGUUAAAGUGAUGUUGUGGUAAAUUGCCUAUUCCGGUUUAAUUCUGGUUUUGAGACUAGUUUUACCUGAAAGGCUUGGUUGCUGUGAUAUCUCAUGGCUUCUUUACAGUUGGAAACAUGGUUCUCUUUGAUCUCCUUCUGGUGCAUUUCUGCAUUAACUACUUCUUAAAAAAUGGUAUUUAUGGGGUUUGUUUUUGCAAUUGAUCGUGCACCAUUCUAAAGUGGGGAAAGAUAAAAUCUUGAGGUUGUUUUGAAAAAUAAAAUAAAAUUGAGGAGUCAGUGGCUAAGUUGCAUUGCAUAUAAGACUUCAGCUUUAGUGUUUUUGAAACCAUAGGGACUAAUGGGAUUUUCUAACCUCUCAUCAAAGAUCUAACCUCUCAUCAAAGAAGAAGACGGUUUUUAACCAUUGGGUAAAAACUCAACUGUUGUUAAAGUUUGCUUAGGAUCUGAUUGUGAUGUGCUUUCCAGGUGGAUACUUCAUAUCUUGGAAGACAUUCUAAUAAAGUUGAACCAUCAUAGAGGAUGAAUGGGCAGAAAAUUAAGCGCCGAGUGGGUAAAUAUGAGGUAGGGAGGACCAUUGGGGAGGGAACAUUUGCAAAGGUGAAAUUUGCUAGGAACUCUGAGACUGGGGAGCCUGUGGCUCUUAAGAUUAUUGAUAAGGAGAAGGUUCUCAAGUAUAUGCAAGCUGAGCAGAUCCAGCGAGAAAUAGCCACAAUGAAGUUGAUCAAGCAUCCAAAUGUUGUUCAACUAUAUGAGGUCAUGGGGAGCAAGACAAAAAUAUACAUUAUUUUAGAGUUUGUGACUGGGGGAGAACUUUUUCAUAAAAUUUUAAACAGUGGACGGAUAAGUGAAAAGGAAGCACGUAGAUAUUUCCAGCAGCUUAUCAAUGCGGUUGACUAUUGCCAUAGCAGGGGUGUCUAUCACAGAGACCUGAAACUAGAGAACUUACUAUUAGAUGCUUUUGGGAACCUUAAAAUUUCUGAUUUUGGAUUGAGUGCACUUUCCCAACAAGUCAGGGAUGAUGGACUGCUCCAUACAACAUGUGGAACUCCAAACUAUGUUGCUCCUGAGGUCCUUAAUGAUGGAGGCUAUGAUGGGGCAGCUGCAGAUUUGUGGUCAUGUGGUGUGAUUCUCUUUGUAUUGCUUGCAGGCUACUUGCCUUUUGAUGACACCAAUCUUUUGAACCUAUAUAAAAAGAUUUCAGCUGGUGAAUUUACAUGCCCCCCCUGGCUUUCAUUUAGUGCCAGGAAAUUGAUAACUAGAAUCUUGAAUCCCAACCCCGUGACUCGUAUCACUAUAUCGGAGAUUAUGCAUGAUGAAUGGUUUAAAAAAGAAUACAAACUUCCAGUUUUCGAGGAGACAAAGGAGAGAAACACUGAUGACAUUGAGACCAUAUUUAAAGACUGUGAAGUACACAAUGUAAGAGAGAAGGAAGAUCAGCCAACACCUAUGAAUGCAUUUGAAUUGAUAUCCUUGUCCAAAGGGCUGAACCUAGAAAACUUGUUUGACGUAGACCAGGGAUUUAAAAGAGAAAUAAGGUUCACAUCAAAAUGCUCUGCCAAUGAGAUAAUCAACAAGAUUGAAGAAGUUGCAAAACCUCUUGGUUUUGAUGUGCAGAAGAAAAAUUUCAAGAUGAAGCUUAAAAAUGUGAAAGCUGGAAGGAAGGGAAACCUCAAUGUUGCCACAGAGAUAUUUCAAGUGGCACCUUCUCUUCACGUGGUUAAGAUUAAUAAGGCAAAAGGUGAUACAUUGGAGUUCCUUAAGUUCUACAACAAGCUUUCAACACGCUUGGAGGAUGUUGUUUGGAAAACUGAAGAUGACAUGGACGAUGCAAAGUGAAAUUGAUGUAACCAACAAUGUUGUUUCUUGGUGUAUAGCAAUGUCGUAAUAUGUUCCAUCGUCAUCAGAUUGUUGUCCACAUUAACUUUGGUAGGUUUGGUUGGGCAUAUAGCAAUGUUUUCCUUGUUGGAAAAUCGAGUUUAUGUCAAUACUCUUCUAAUGUUGAACUAAGUUCAUUAUACAAUAAAUAUGGAAGACAUUGUAUAUCUCCAUUUUGUUAGUAACGAUCUAUUUCCCAUUUAUUGCUAUUAUAAUUAGAUAACAUCGUUGUGCAUAUUACAACAACUGAGAACAUACUCUUGAGAGAAAGAUGCCAACAAAACAAUAUCAAAGUAAAAAAGAUAUUAAGAAAAACAAUAUUAUAUACAGAAAAAAAAAUGAAAAAGAACAUCAACAUAAGUUAUUUAUAGAAAAAACUGAGUCAGUGCAGUUAGUUGUCAGUUGCAUAAAGACUAUUAAUAAGGGAAGUAGU